Molecule: messenger RNA, 848 nt
Organism: Toxorhynchites rutilus septentrionalis
Lineage: Eukaryota; Metazoa; Arthropoda; Insecta; Diptera; Culicidae
Gene: CSN8
Product: COP9 signalosome complex subunit 8
Exons: 3
Coding region: 209-772 (187 amino acids)
Biological process (GO): protein deneddylation; COP9 signalosome assembly
Cellular component (GO): COP9 signalosome
Source: RefSeq, a predicted model, not a curated record
UGCUCCUACCGACAUACGAUAAAAAUCGGUUUGAGCAAGUCUUUUCGUUUGUCAGAUGUGAACAUGAACAUUUAUUUCUGUUAAAAUACAAAUAUCUUUACAUAUCCUGUGUCAGCUACGAAAAACAUAAACAAGCUGCAGUUGCUGCAGGCAAACAUCGCGCUGAUCGAUUUAGGAAAAUAUAUAAUAUUUUACUAAUUCCACCGUCAUGUUCUCAGAAAAAAUAGGACAACUUACACAGUUGCUCGAGAAACAAGAAAUAGAGGCACCGAAUGGGAUAGUUUCAGUUCAACUAUAUUCAGAAUUAUUUGCAGCGUAUUUGUACCGAGACGACCUGUGCAAUGCCCGAUUUCUGUGGAAACGUAUUCCCCUUAGCGUCAAAACCGGCCAUGCUGAACUGGAGCAAAUGUACAAAGUAUAUCAGUGCCUGUGGAAUAAUGACAUUGCCGGAUUUUAUAAAGUCAUAAAUCACGACUGGUCCAAGCAUGUGUCAGAGCUUAUGUUUGAAUUGAAGGAAAAAAUUCAACACGAAACUAUCAAUCUUAUUGGGCGGGCGUACAGUUCGAUCCUUGAGAAUGUUUUCUCUGAAAUGACCAACCAAACGCCGGAUAUGAUCGAUGAAAUGUGUAAAAAUCUCAAAUGGGAAAUCGUGGAAGGACCCCGCCCUAGGCUAAUUCUGCCAAAGCAUCCGGUAGCAGAGAAACCGUUAGUAGUAAGUGCCGAAGAUCAGUUGCAGGAAUUAACCAAUUUCGUUUCAUUUUUGGAAAACUAAGAAUUUUGUGUGCAAGAAAAAUGCUAUCAGUUUUCGUUCGAAUAAAUUAUCGCCUGAAAUUCUGACAAUUUUUCCU